AUGUCCCGCCGCUCCCAACCUCCCACUCCGGAAUCCUCUCCUCGGAUAGCCAAGAAGCCGAGGCUGGAAUAUCCUCCUCUGACCGCUGAGGACUACAAAAAUGGAUUGAUGCUUGCUCCGAUGGUCAGGUCAGGCGCAUUGCUAACUCGUCUCUACUCCCUCAAACAUGGAGCGAAGCUCGUCUGGGGACCCGAGACCGUUGACAAGGCCAUACUGCACACCACGCGCGUGGUUGAUCCCGUCACCGGCGUGAUCUCGUACCAUGGCAAGUCAAAACCCGUCUUCACCACCCACCCCAUCGAAAAGCCCUUCCUCAUCUACCAAAUCGGCUCCGCCGACCCCGCGCUCGCCGUCGAGGCCGCGAAGAUGGUCAUGAACGACGUCUCCGGCUUUGACCUCAACUGCGGCUGCCCGAAGCCCUUCUCCACGCACUCCGGCAUGGGCGCCGCGCUGCUCACGAACCCGGACCUUCUCUGCUCUAUCCUCACCGCCCUCCGCGAAGCCGUACCCCCAGAAAUCACAAUAUCCGCUAAGAUCCGGCUGCUGCCCUCGCAGGAGGACACGCUCAAGCUCGUGGAGCGCAUCAUUAACACCGGGGUCACGGCGCUCACGGUGCACUGUCGGACGCGGAACCAGCGGAUGAAGGAGAAGGCGACGAUUGAGCGGCUCCGCGAGAUCGUGCAGUUCGUGGAGCGCAUGGACAAGGGCGUCGCCGUCAUCGAGAACGGCGACUGCCUGGGGUACGAGGACUCGAAGCGUGUGCGGCAAAUAACAGGGGCACAUUCCGCAAUGAUCGCGACGGCGGCGGAGCAGAACCCCACAUGUUUCUCGCCAACACCUCUGAAGGACCUCGAGACGACCUUCGUCCCCGCCUACAUCCGCUUGGGCAAGUUCCUGAAUAAUCACUGGUCCUCGACCAAGUUCUGCUCGACCCAGUUCCGCGGAAUCCACGAGAGCUCGUCGCGGAACGACCUCAAGACGCUGCGCGAGGCGAUCGUGCGCGCGAAGGGCUACGCCGACCUCGACACCGUCGUCGCGCCAUGGACAGGCGAGCAGGAGUGGGCUGAGAUUGUGAACGCGAUCGAGAAGCGUGUGGGGCAGCGCGCGCCCCCGCACCCGCUCGAGGACGUCGCGGCGCUUCGCACUGCCGCGCCAGUCGCGACGGUCGACGGCGAGGUAGAGGAGACCGUGGUUCCGGCUGUUAUGCCAGCAGCAGAUGCGGUAUCACUAUUGGGUUUGGACGUGCCUCCGCCGGCGAGCCAGACAAUGGGUGUUACCGUUUAGCACCUCCGCGAUAUCAUGUAUCCAUUUUCACCAUUACACGAGUGAGCAUAAUAGCUAGAUGAUACUG
Messenger RNA from Trametes versicolor FP-101664 SS1, 1351 nucleotides. Its product is annotated as FMN-linked oxidoreductase. The transcript is spliced from 5 exons. Gene Ontology annotation, cellular component: cytoplasm. Gene Ontology annotation, molecular function: tRNA dihydrouridine synthase activity. The coding region runs from base 1 to 1284 and encodes 427 amino acids. Gene Ontology annotation, biological process: tRNA dihydrouridine synthesis. The record is from RefSeq and is a predicted model, not a curated record. Lineage: Eukaryota; Fungi; Basidiomycota; Agaricomycetes; Polyporales; Polyporaceae.